AACCAUUGAUGUCGCUGAGUGUGAGUGACAACAACGCGAUAUAAUUGAACAUAACCUGAAAGAAAACCAUCGAUUGAUGGACGGUUUGCGGUACUUUCGACGGUUAUAGUGAAAAUCAGCGACAUUCAGUCCCCUAUCGGGAAACAUGACGGGCCAGAACGCGACGAAAGAGCCCGAAGUAGACCCGAAGAACAUAAUAAAGAGCAGAGAGCUGCUCUACAGACUAAUGAUCAGUCAAUUGUUCUACGACGGCCAUCAAACGUUAGCCGUGCAGCUCUCCAACAUGAUGCAAGCGGAACCACCUUGCCCACCCUCGGAUCGGUUGCUCCAUUUAAUGCUGAUCGGCGCCGCUCAUGAGCCGGAUCGUUCCAAGAAGGAGAGCAACAACGUAUCCACAUUCGCUAGCAGCUUCGACAACACCUUAGGGCCCGGAUUGGAUUUGGAAUUUGAGACCGAGGCCCAGACUCAAGCUCCGGAACCAGCGCAGUACGAAACUGCGUACGUCACGUCCCACAAGGGAAAUUGCAGAGCAGGAGCUUUUUCGGCUGACGGACAGUUGAUAGCUACCGGCUCUGUGGACGCCUCGAUCAAGAUCCUGGACGUGGAUAGAAUGCUCGCCAAGUCCGCGCCGGACGAGAUGGCGCCCGGGGAUCAAACGGGCGGGCAUCCGGUCAUAAGAACUCUGUACGAUCACUUGGAAGAAGUGACGUGCUUGGAAUUUCACCCGAGAGAGCCCAUACUCGUGUCCGGCAGUCGCGACUUCUCCGUAAAACUGUUCGACUUUAGCAAGGCUAGCGUGAAGAAAGCGUUCAGGACGAUUACGGACGCCGAUCAAAUCCGGUGCCUGUCCUUCCACCCGACCGGCGAUUUCCUCAUAGUGGGAACCAAUCACCCGGUGGUUAGACUGUACGAUGUGAACACCGCACAGUGUUUCGUAUGCAGCAUACCGAGCCAUCAACACACAGCAGGGAUAACAAGCAUCAAGUAUUCGCCGGACGCAAAGACUUAUGCAUCGGCGGGGAAGGAUGGGAGCAUCAAACUCUGGGACGGCGUAUCGAAUCGAUGUAUAAAUACCUUCGUGAAGGCGCACGACGGCUACGAAGUGUGCUCGGUGACCUUCACGAGGAACGGCAAGUAUUUACUGUCCUCAGGGAAAGAUUCCUUGAUAAAGUUGUGGGAAUUGUCUACUAGCAGAUGUUUAAUAGCAUAUACAGGUGCCGGGACUACAGGUAAACAAGAGCACAAGGCACAGGCUAUCUUCAAUCAUACGGAAGAUUACGUGAUGUUCCCCGACGAAGCCACCACCUCCCUGUGCGCUUGGAAUUCACGGAAUGCAUCGAGGAAGCAGCUGUUAUCAUUGGGUCACAACGGUCCCGUGAGACUGAUUGUUCAUUCACCGACCGCGCCGGCGUUUCUAACAUGCAGUGAUGAUUUCAGAGCAAGAUUCUGGUUCCGAAGAAUGCCGACUCACUAAUUUAACGUUAGAUUCUAAAGUCAAAGGACACUCGCCGCGGGAAGUUACCUGCGAUAAUUUCUACUUUACGAAAAUGUGGAGAUUGACAUGUUGAGAAGACAUUUAAGAUCGGGUAUACGCGUUACGGCUGUAAUUCCGAAAGAAAUAGGUAUUUAGGUUAUUUUUUUUAAAUAGCUGUUUAUACAGUCUUACAUUUUAUUUAGAUCCUAAGCUACGUACCUCGUACGUUUCAGUUAUGCUACGUCAAGCUAUAAUAAUAUAUAAACAGUAUUUAGUAA
Dinoponera quadriceps is the source of this 1752-nucleotide messenger RNA. It is a transcript of the gene CstF50, whose product is annotated as cleavage stimulation factor subunit 1. The transcript has 4 exons. Gene Ontology annotation, molecular function: RNA binding; protein binding. Bases 146 to 1474 code for a protein of 442 amino acids. Gene Ontology annotation, biological process: mRNA 3'-end processing. Lineage: Eukaryota; Metazoa; Arthropoda; Insecta; Hymenoptera; Formicidae. The record is from RefSeq and is a predicted model, not a curated record. Gene Ontology annotation, cellular component: mRNA cleavage stimulating factor complex.